Messenger RNA from Podarcis lilfordi (Lilford's wall lizard), 2343 nucleotides. The record is from the annotation of a GenBank genome assembly. NCBI's taxonomy places the organism in Eukaryota, Metazoa, Chordata, Lepidosauria, Squamata, Lacertidae.
AUGGCCGAGGCUAUCUGGCAGUGCACAGUGACUGAACUGCAACCUGUGUCCCUCCUCAAAGCUUUAUCUGUGCAAGAAGCAUUGGCUAUUCUGAAGGACCGCAGAAAUAAUCAGCGACAGCAAGAGGUAAGCAGAGAAGCAGGGCAUGCUUCCCCCCCAACCCACCCCCAGCAUAUGAAAACAAGAUAGUGGGAGAACGUAUUGUGAAAGGCGGUGUGAAACAAGACAAGCAUGGGCAAAUAGUUUGUGAAAGAGUAGUGGCUACCGGAAUGGAGCAAUAGGAUGUGCAAAUGUGUGAGGCUAUUCUCAGGAUUCCCCUUUGGUAAAUACCUUGCAUGUGGCAAGCUUCUGUUUGACCCUUCCAGGUGAGAAGCUAUUGAGUAACCUGAGAUAUAGGAGCACGCGGGAUUUCCCCAACUGAUUGGUAGGAAGAACAGCUCGAUAAGGAAAAAGAAAUACUAGACGAUGCACCAUCACUUUUGCUGGCAAUGGUCCUGUCCUAGCUGAAUUUCUGCCUGUUGUGUAGCUGCUAACAAGGCAGGCAGAAACCUUGCCAGGGAAAGGGGAGUGAUCCAUGGUGGUCUGGAGAAACUUAGUUGGUAGAACACGAGACUCUUAAUCUCAAGGUUGUGGGUUCAAGCCCCAUGUUGGACAAAAGAUUCUUGCAUUGCAGGGGGCUUCAACCAGAUGUUCCUUGUGGUCUCUUCCAACUUUCCGAUUCUAUGAUAUAGUCUGAGAUCACGACUGCAGCAUAAUCCUAUGCGUAUUUACUCACCGUGUCUCGCUUUAGCACUAAAACAAAGCGACAGAGAGCAAUGCUUGUAAAGGUGGGCACAUGAAACGACAUGGGUGAGUUUCUGAAUGCUGACACAGCCUGUUUCCCCAAGAUGGGGCUGUGUGUACUGUGCAACAAUAACGGAUUGGGGGCAUCUCUCAUGUUGACAACUGGGACAUAAGCUGCAUACGGCCGCUGUGAAAUUUGUAGGGAUCAGCACACCUGGAAUAAAGCAAAACAAAACAUCCACACAUCCAUGCCCUAAUGACAUUAUUUAGAAAGUUGAUAAACCCGGCCCCAGCGAGAUCAGCAAUGAUCCUGCUGUUUUCCUGGGCAAAUCUCUCAUAUCUGCAUGCUCAGAUGUUGACAUUUCUGAGCCACAGCCAAGCCCUAGCAAACUAUUGUUUACCAUCUGAAAUUGCAAAGCGCAUGCUGUGCCCCCUCUCCCUUGUUAACUCUUCGGUGUGUUUCACAUUUCUGAAAAGGAAAGUUUUUCUGCAGCCAGUUGGUGCUUCAGCAAGCAAGGAUAGUGGCUGGACUGGAAUUCUCCCCCUUGAAAGUACAGUAAUUUAGAAUUGCUUGCGUGAGAAAGAGAAGAGAUAAAGGGAUGGUUUAAAGCAGAAAUGGGGAACUUCAGACUCAGGGUUCAAAUGUGACCCUUUGUUCCCUGGUCACAUCCAUGACAGGCCCUAUCUCAUGCUUUAUUUAUUUAGAUUUAUACACUGCUUGAUUGUAAAAAAAUAUCACUUCAAAGUGGUUUACAAAACACAAAACAGUAACUGAUCGAGGAACUGGAGCACCUUCUCUGUGAACAAGGGCAAACAGAAUUGGCUGGCGUGACAAUUCAAGACAGACAAAAAAAUAAAGCACUCACAGGAAAGAAUAGUGCUGCUUUAUUCUUCACUGGGCUGGCCACAUCUGGACCCCAUUUUAAGACUAAGACUGACAAAUGGGAGUGGGUUCAAAGGUGGGAGAUCAUGAUGGUGAGGGAGGUCUGGAAGAAACCCAGCCCUGUGAGGUACAGUUGAGAGAGAGGGGCAUGUUUAGCCAGAAGGAGAGAAGAGGGGUGGGGUGGGGUUGUGGUUGUGGUUGAAGAUAGUAAGAUGGUACAACUAUUGCACUAACUAUUCAUAUUGAUUUUUUUUUAAAUGUGUUGCUUUUGCCUCUUUUACUGUAUUUCAUUCUAUUACAAUUUGAAAUCCAUGGAAUUCAAUUUUAAUAUAAUAAAAUGCAAUGCUGAAGGAUUAAAGAAGCAAUUUCUUAAUGGAUCUGUGUGUGUGUGUGUGUGUACACGUGUGCGCGCGCAUGUGCUUGUGUGUGUGUGUGUCUAUAUAAAAACUCCUAGCAAAAACUGGGAAACUCCACUCCUGUAUGAUUUCAGCUGCCUUCUCAACCUUCCCUGCCCCUAUGUUCUGUCCUCUAUCACGCAGGAGGAGCUGAAUGCAUCUCUGCCGUCCCGUUGUCCCGUCCGCUUCUGCUGGGGAAGAAACUUCCCUCUCCGUCUCUUUUGGCUUGGCUCCUGCCCUCCCGCCCCCCUUCCAUCGAUCCUGCGGGCUCUCCAGGAUUAG